CCUCGGGCAAGAUGGCUGCCAAGAAUUUUGCAUUUGGCGUGAAAGGCUCCCGGCGCUUUUUAAGUGGUUUCGUGGCCGGAGCCGUAGUGGGCGCCGCGGGGGCAGGGCUCACGGCCCUGCAGCUCCUCCGAAGUCAGGGCGCUGAGGCCGCGGUGGCGGUGAGGGAGCCGGACGGUUCUGCAGAAAAGUCUGUCUUGGGACGAUUUGGAUUUCCUCUGAGUGGAACAGAGACUAGGUUUUACACUAACCAUGCCUUGUCUUACGACCAGUCAAAGCGGGAGCCUAGAUGGGUUCUUGAACACAUAUCCAAGAGCAAGAUAAUGGGUGAUGCAGACAGAAAAGAUUGUAAGUUCAAGCCUGAUCCCAGCAUCCCUGCGACCUUCAGCGCCUUCAACAAGGACUACAUUGGAAGCGGGUGGUCGCGAGGGCACAUGGCCCCAGCCGGAAACAACAAGUUCUCAGCAAAAGCAAUGGCUGAAACCUUUUACCUUUCUAAUAUUGUGCCUCAGAAUUUUGAUAAUAAUGCUGGAUAUUGGAACAGAAUUGAAAUGUACUGUCGAGAACUGACAGAGAGGUUUGAAGAUGUUUGGAUAGUGUCCGGACCGUUGACCUUGCCGCAGACCGGAAGCGAUGGGAAGAAAAUAGUUAGUUACCAGGUGAUCGGUGAGGACAAUGUGGCGGUCCCCUCGCACCUUUAUAAGGUGAUCCUGGCGCGCAGAAGCCCAGCGUCUACCGAGCCGCUGGCCCUGGGGGCCUUCGUGGUGCCCAACGAAGCCAUUGGCUUCCAGCCCCAAUUAAGUGAAUUCCAAGUGAGCCUUCAGGACCUGGAGAGGCUGUCGGGGCUGGUGUUCUUCCCUCACCUGGACAGAACGGGCGACAUCAGGAAUAUCUGUUCCGUGGACACCUGCAAGCUCCUGGACUUCCAGGAGUUCACUCUGUACCUGAGCACCAGAAGGGUCGCGGGAGCCCGGUCCGUACACAGACUGGAGAAGGUCAUGGAAAACCUGAGGGACUUAGGGAUCGAACCCGAUGAUUACUUCAUGAGCUGCUAUGAGAAGAAACUAGAAGAACUGAAAGCUAAGGAGGAGGCAGGGCGCCUGGAGAGGAAGCCUUCCUAGUUUUUGCCUCGGAAGUGCGAUGCCGUCCGUGCUGAGCAGGCGUGCCCUCUUCAGGCCCAUGCGUUGUGGCGGCUCGGCUUGUUCACAAAAAGGACCGAAUCCUACAUUUCAGACUCACUAUCUCCCCAAAAGAUGAAAGAUCCAAAAAUGUUUUGGUUAGUAUCUUAUUUGCCAUGGGAGCUGAUCAUUAAGGAGACUGCAACGCCUGCAGAUGAAGGGCUGCUCCCGUGUCAGGUGAGCGGGGCCGUGUUCGCAAGAUGACUCGGCGUCUGUGUCCCUCGGGACGCGUUGUGUGCGAAGGCGUGUUAUGGUCACGUCUCCAAGCCGAGCAGCGUCUCACGUGCCAGCCCCGCUGUUUGUUCUUGGAGCCCAGUAUCGUCUGCUUCCUUUCCCUGGGACCUGUGUCGGUCUCACAGGUAGUGUUCGGACGGCCCCUGGGCAUCACCCUGUUCACGGGCACCACGCAGUGGUGGGCGCGCGUGGGUUCGCGGCGGCAGUGUGUUCAACAGUAAGUGAUAAUGCCGGAAGGAACUCGUCCGCAUGCUCACCAGUGUGCGCCUGCGGUCGCCCACCCCUGUGCGUCUGUUUCUCGACCUUCCCGUCACGGAACCUGCUGUUUGUGUGACAGAGGAGCACUCAGCGGUGGCCCUGCCUGCCCACGUGCUGUGUCCUGUGUGAUGAGCGGAGUACUUUACAUGUGGUAGCUUACAGUGGCCCUCCGAGAUAAAUACCACUGUCCUCAUUGUCCUCCUGAGGCAAUAAGUGAGGAAACCCAAAGCGUACCUUUCUGAAGAAGUAACCCACCGGGGAUGGGGCACACAGGACUGAGAAGUCACGACGUGCGUUCAGAUCCCCAUGCACAGGUUUUUGGCUCAGGUGCAUACCUGCAUGGGUGUCUGCGAUCCUGGGGCCUGCUUGGUAGGCGAGGUCUGCUUCCUCGUCUGUCAUCACGCUGAAGGGGCUUGAAUGGCCUCUGACUUCAGCUCUUUGGGGAGGCACAAUCACAGGUCCUUGAAAGGUGGAGGACGGUGCUUUGUGGGGUUUAUCGGAAGCCCUGCUUGCCCCCAGAAGUGCAGUUCUUUCACGUGACUCCGUGCUGCCGAACUGGUGUUGCUGCAGAGAUGAAGGAACCCAAGGAGGGUCCGUGCCCACCGAUCCCCCUGCAGGAUUCGCUCACCCGUGUGCCUGCCCGUGUGUUGGGUCGCUCAGGGCGGGCGCUGCCCUCCUGGGCGGAACGGGAGUCCGUCCGCGGGCUCUCCUUCCCUGUAGGCAGUGAAGCACCUUAGGAGACUCCUCCCUUUUCAGAGGAGCUUGUCUGAGUGCUUCCCGUCACUGCUGUCCCUCCAAGUGUGUCACCGGGACAACUGUUGUGGCGUUUUGUCUCUAACAGAAAUGGCAGGGCUGUCAGACGGAGGUAAGGGGGCCAUGAUGAAGCUUGUUCUGCUUCUGGGGGAUAAAGAAACAAAGAACUUGGGGGUCAGAACGCGGCAGCCUGAUUAGUGCCGCCCUCUCCUAUCACGCUGUUCCCCAUUAGCUUGUGCCAGCCUCUCCACUCGGAGAGAGAGCCAGCGUGCGUGUCACCGUGACCAAGAAACCUGUCUCUCUCUCCUUGUUGGCGAGGUGACGGUGGGCUCCGGGUGUUCCUCGGAGCCCGGGGGGGCGGCUCUGCGGGAGCCGCCUUGGGCUCCCGCCCGUCCCUCCCCCCCACCCCGCCCAGCCUGCCGCUGUGCUGUUCCGACCUGAGCUCCCAGCAGUGUGGAGUGUCUUUCCACGCUGUUCCUCCUUUCUCGCCCCCAGAUGGGAGAGAAUCUGGAUUUUUAAAUCAGAAAAUUACAGUAUCUUAAGUUUAUGCUUGCUUUGAAAAAUGCCGCCUGAUCAUUGUGAAAAACAGAGGUUAACUAAUUUGAAAAAUGCAGUCACCCUAUCAUUUUUCUAUGUAGAAGCUUUUAUUUUAUUUUUAUUAAAUCAUUUUUAAUUGUUCUGUUACGGUUGUCCCAGUUUUUCCCCCUUUGCCCUCCUCCGCCCUCCCAGCCCCCCACGCCCACGGUCAGCCCCCACACUGUUGGCUGUGUCCGUGGGUCCUUCGUGCAUGCUCCUUGUCUAGUCCCUCCCUCCCCUUCUGUCCACCCUUACCCCCUCCCCGUGCCCCUCUGGUCACUCGCUGUCAGCCUGUCCCGUGUUUCCGUGCCUGUGGGAGACUGUUACGCUAAGUGAAAUAGGCCAGUUGGUGAAAGACAAAUACCGUCUCAUCCCACCUACAAAAGGAAUCUAGUGAACAAAAUAAACUCACGAACAAAAUACGUGUGGAAGUUUUGCUGGCACACAACGAUGAUGUUUGAACCGUCUCGCCGUCUCAGUGAAGAGCCCCACAGAACACAUUGGAGAAUGUGAGUCCUGGGCGGAGCUUGGAAGUUAUCUCCGGACCAGGUCGCUUCAGCCUGGGGCUCGGAGGCAGCGACGCCCCAGUGAUGCCCGAGGCCUCUCCCCAGCAUCAUGGGCGUGUCCCUCCGAUCGUGGGCCUCAUCGUGGGGCCUGAGCAAAUCGCCACC
Messenger RNA from Phyllostomus hastatus (greater spear-nosed bat), 3667 nucleotides. RefSeq names its product exo/endonuclease G (gene EXOG). Gene Ontology annotation, cellular component: mitochondrial inner membrane; nucleus. The record is from RefSeq and is a predicted model, not a curated record. The transcript has 6 exons. Gene Ontology annotation, molecular function: single-stranded DNA endonuclease activity; RNA endonuclease activity; 5'-3' exonuclease activity. Lineage: Eukaryota; Metazoa; Chordata; Mammalia; Chiroptera; Phyllostomidae. Gene Ontology annotation, biological process: apoptotic DNA fragmentation. Bases 12 to 1118 code for a protein of 368 amino acids.